Molecule: messenger RNA, 975 nt
Organism: Caenorhabditis sp. 36 PRJEB53466
Lineage: Eukaryota; Metazoa; Nematoda; Chromadorea; Rhabditida; Rhabditidae
Source: the annotation of a GenBank genome assembly
AUGCUCAACCUCAACAAGGAUUGCAUUGUCUUCGACGAGCCGGACCGGAAAUUUCUCCCCGGUGACACUGUAUCCGGACAUGUUACGUUUGUGACCAAGUCGCCGACGAGCGCCCGCUCCCUCGACAUUUCGUGGAUCGGAUUCGCGUGGACUCGCUUGUAUGCGUUAACAAAGCCCUAUAACUCAACCACCUACUUCUCCGAUCAGUAUACCGCUUGGAGCUCUAAAGAUGGAAAGGUAGACUAGUUCUAGUUCGAUGCAACCCCUCCAUAACAUGUUUUAUUUCAGGAAAAACUUCCAGCUGGCAAACACUCGUUCCCCUUCUCCUUCAAGCUACCGAAGGAAUGCUCGCCGAGCUUCAAGGGACAGAACGGAGGCAUCGAGUACUUUGUCAAGGUGGCCAUGAAUCGACCACGUUGGCGCAAGAAUCUAGAGUUCAAGAAGCGCUUUCCUGUUACUAACGAGCCCGUAGAAACGAGAAAAAGUGACGCGUACAAAAAAACGCCACUGAAUUUCCAUAUUGCACUUGGAACCGGUGGCUAUUGUUGCGUUUCAUUCGGCGAAGUCAAGAUCUCCGGCAGCAUUCCCGUGGCGCAGGAGUUCGGUAAGACGAUGCACGUGACGCUGACGGUCGAGAACAUGAGCAGCAAGCCGGUGAAGUACGUGAACUUGCACAUCACUCAAUGGUCUCAUUAUCACGCUCUCAAAACGUCGUGUAAAUGGGCAGCCGGACACGAGUGUCCUCUCAGUUCGUAUGCAACGAGCACCUGUUCUGCCGGCCUUUUCAAGCAGAAACUCAAGUUUCACGUGGCGCCGAUGAUGAAAAAGACGCAAGAGUUUGAAGUGGAGCUACCCGCCAAACGUCCGACAAUUUUCACGGAUCCACUGAUGGCAGUCACAUUCGACUUCCGAUUGUCCGCUUCGAACUCUUCAGAAGGGCCGAAGAGCUUCACAGGGAUGGGUUCAAUGGCAUGA